This is a messenger RNA of Sorex araneus (European shrew), 2780 nucleotides long. RefSeq names its product kinesin light chain 2 (gene KLC2). Gene Ontology annotation, molecular function: kinesin binding. Gene Ontology annotation, cellular component: membrane-bounded organelle; kinesin complex; cytoplasm. Lineage: Eukaryota; Metazoa; Chordata; Mammalia; Eulipotyphla; Soricidae. Gene Ontology annotation, biological process: microtubule-based movement. The record is from RefSeq and is a predicted model, not a curated record. The transcript has 16 exons. Bases 198 to 2054 code for a protein of 618 amino acids.
GCUUCACCUUUAAGGGAGCGCGGGGGUUGCCGGGAAGGCCGGCGGGAUGGAGGCGGCGGCCCCGGCUCACGGCGGCUGGUCCGGGUGAAGCGGGGCGGGAGCCGGAGCCGGAGCCGGAGCGGGAGCCGGGCCCGGGCCCGAGGCGCAGGCCCGGCACCCCUCUGCCCGCCCCCCUCGCUUCCCCAGGCGGCGCGGCCAUGGCCACGAUGGUGCUUCCGCGGGAGGAGAAGCUGAGCCAGGAUGAGAUCGUGCUGGGCACCAAGGCCGUCAUCCAAGGGCUGGAGACCCUGCGCGGCGAGCACCGCGCGCUGCUCGCGCCCCUGGGUGCCCACGAAGCCCCCGAAGCGGAGCCCGGCACCCAGGAGCGCUCGGUCCUGCUGCGGCGCUCCCUGGAGGCCAUCGAGCUGGGGCUGGGAGAGGCGCAGGUGAUCCUGGCGCUGUCGAAUCACCUGGGGGCCGUGGAGUCGGAGAAGCAGAAGCUGCGCGCGCAGGUGCGGCGCCUGGUGCAGGAGAACCAGUGGCUGCGCGAGGAGCUGGCGGGGACGCAGCAGAAGCUCCAGCGCAGCGAGCAGGCCGUGGCCCAGCUCGAGGAGGAGAAGCAGCACCUGCUGUUCAUGAGCCAGAUCCGCAAGCUGGACGAGGACGCCUCCCCCAGCGAGGAGAAGGGGGACGUCCCCAAAGACUCCCUGGAUGACCUGUUCCCCAACGAGGAGGAGCAGAGCCCAGCCCCCAGUCCUGGCGGAGGGGACGUGGCCGCCCAGCACGGGGGCUACGAGAUCCCAGCGCGCCUGCGCACGCUGCACAACCUGGUCAUCCAAUACGCGUCGCAGGGCCGCUACGAGGUGGCCGUGCCACUCUGCAAGCAGGCGCUGGAGGACCUGGAGAAGACAUCGGGCCACGACCACCCCGACGUGGCCACCAUGCUCAACAUCCUGGCGCUGGUGUACCGAGACCAGAACAAGUACAAGGAAGCGGCCCACCUGCUCAACGACGCUCUGGCCAUCCGAGAGAAGACCCUGGGCAAGGACCACCCGGCUGUGGCCGCCACGCUCAACAACUUGGCUGUCCUGUACGGCAAGAGGGGCAAGUACAAGGAGGCCGAGCCCCUGUGCAAGCGGGCGCUGGAGAUCCGGGAGAAGGUCCUGGGCAGGUUCCACCCGGACGUGGCCAAGCAGCUGAGCAACCUGGCGCUGCUGUGCCAGAACCAGGGCAAGGCCGAGGAGGUGGAGCACUACUACCGGCGCGCGCUGGAGAUCUACGCCACCCGCCUGGGGCCCGACGACCCCAACGUGGCCAAGACCAAGAACAACCUGGCCUCCUGCUACCUGAAGCAGGGCAAGUACCAGGACGCCGAGGCGCUGUACAAGGAGAUCCUGACGCGCGCCCACGAGAAGGAGUUCGGCUCGGUGAACAGCGACAACAAGCCCAUCUGGAUGCACGCAGAGGAGCGAGAGGAGAGCAAGGAGAAGCGGCGGGACAGCACCCCCUAUGGGGAAUAUGGCAGCUGGUACAAAGCCUGUAAAGUGGACAGCCCCACGGUGAACGCCACGCUGCGCAGCCUGGGGGCGCUGUACCGGCGCCAGGGCAAGCUGGAGGCCGCGCACACGCUGGAGGACUGCGCCAGCCGCAGCCGCAAGCAGGGACUGGACCCCGCCAGCCAGACCAGGGUGGUGGAAGUGCUGAAGGACGGCGGUGGCGGCCGGGGGGACCGCAGGGGCGGCCGCGACGCGGGGACCCGGCCCGAGGCUGAGCUGGACGAGGCGGGGCCGGCAGCCGAGUGGAGUGGGGACGGCAGCGGGGCUCUGCGGCGCAGCGGGUCCUUCGGGAAGCUCCGAGACGCCCUGAGGCGCAGCAGUGAGAUGCUGGUGAAGAAGCUGCAGGGCGGCGGGCCCCAGGAGCCCCCGAACCCCAGGAUGAAGCGGGCCAGUUCGCUCAACUUCCUCAACAAGAGCGCGGAGGAGCAGGUCCAGCCCGGAAGCACAGGCCUCUCGGACAGCCGCACGCUCAGCUCCAGCUCCAUGGACCUCUCCCGCCGCAGCUCGCUGGUGGGCUAACACCCCAGGCCCCCACCCCCGCCCGUGUCUCCCCGAGCCCCUCUCUUCUGUUCAAUCUCAGGGUAACCCCCCCCCGCUGCCAUCUCCGCCUGAGCCCCGGACGCUGGGCCUGCCUGUUCCGGCUCGAUCCCUAAUUUAUUCCUGCCCGCAGCCCAGGGCCAGCGCAGGGCCAGCUGCUCUCCCGGCCAGAGCCGCAGCCCCGCGAGGCCCCCAACCAAGAACACUCAGCACCCCCCUCUCCUCCCGGCCGUUGCUUGUGUAUAUAGAGAAAUAAGUUAUUGGCCAUGCAGCCCCCCCCCAAUCCUGGUGUCCCCUGGCCUCCCCUGCCCCCUCCUCUAGUGGUACCGCCCAGGCCUUAAUCACCCCCAUUCCGCACGGUGGUAUCUUCCAGGCUCCACUUGGGCUGUGGUGACCCCACCCCCCCCAGGAUCCCCUGGUCCCUCUUGCGCUGCUCCUGGCCCACAAGGGGAGACCCCACCCCGUGGCCCUCAGAGCUGGGCCCUGCCCUGCACCCCAGCCUUAUGCACUGCCCCUCCCACCCAGGCAUGGCCUGACCCCGGCCUGGGCACCGCGUGCCCCAGCCACCGCGUCUCCCCCCACGCCUGCAGCUUUACCUGGGACAGUGAUGGCUCCCUGGGGCCCAGGGGCUGCUCCGAGGGGCCUGCGGGGAGGAGGUCGCUCUCAUUUCAACUGUUGCUGUAGAAAUAAAGACGGUUUGAAUCUGGA